AUGGGAGAUCGUGAAACACUUAAAAGUGUUAUUGCAAAAGGAAUUAUUUUAAGAGAAAAACUUAUUAAAGAACCAACAAUAGAGAUGUGCGAUGAAUUAUUGAAUAUUGCAAUUGAAGCAAAAACUAUUGGAUUACAACUAAAACAUCAACAUGGAAUUUUGUUAGGAGAAGAAUUGUCUAUAAGAGCAACAUAUGAAAAAAUGGUACUUGAAGAAGAUUCUGAUAAAGCAGAUAGUGUAUAUGAACGAAUUGUACGUGCGAUAAAACAAGCAGAAUAUCUUGGUGAUCAAGAUCUCAUAUUAAGAUUAUACCAAACACGUGCUGAUUAUUACUCAUUGAUCGGAGAUAUUAUUAUGGAGAUUGAUACUGUAGAACGAGCUAAUUUAAUUCUUAAAGAUCAUAAUAGGUCAUUACGUUUGAUUAAAUUAUAUGGAGAAUUUAUUACAAUGCUUAAUAGUAUUGUUCCUAAAAAAAAUGAAGAAAAAAUGAUUGCGGAUAAAACUAUGGAAGCAAAUUAUAAAUGUAUGUGUGAAUUACAAAUGUUAAGAAAUGAAAAAGGAUUUGAUUAUGAGGGUUAUAUUAAAAAAAAUCAUUCAUUAGCAUUUAGAGUUUAUGUAUAUUGUGGAGUGAUGUUAUCUAAUCCUUUUGUUUAUGAAAUGGAUUCAAAAGAACAAAAAAUUGCACGUGACGCAUUUGAAUUAGCUAUAGAAGUAGCUGGAUUAAUUGGAAAUACUGAAUACCUUUGUGCUGCUUGGGGACAAAAAGUGGGUUCGUAUUAUGGUCGUGGAACAGCUCAAGAAAAACAAGAAUGGCUUGAUAAAUUAUUAUUCCUAAAAGAUAAGUAUAAACCAAAAGAACAUUGGAUUGAUGAAACAUUAGCAGAUAUAGAAAAUGCGGCUCAUAUCAAAUUAAGAAAUUCAGAUUUAGGAGUAGAGGAACCUUUAAACGAUCAAUAA
Messenger RNA from Entamoeba dispar SAW760, 957 nucleotides. RefSeq lists its product as uncharacterized. Bases 1 to 957 code for a protein of 318 amino acids. The record is from RefSeq and is a predicted model, not a curated record. NCBI's taxonomy places the organism in Eukaryota, Evosea, Mastigamoebida, Endamoebidae. The transcript has a single exon.